CUCAUCGGAAAACAUAAAAAUUAUAGCACUCUGCACUCACCAGCAGCUAUCAGCAGUAUAGCUGCUGGUAAGUGUGAGCCCUUUAUCUAUGUGUUUAUGUGUCUGUUGCCGUUGAUGAAAUAUAUGCACAGAAAUGCAUGAUUUAGUGUUUUAAGCUAAGUGUCUAGAGUUAAUUUUGGGACAAUGGUGCUGCAAGUGAAUUGUUUAAAAAAAAAAACUGUGAAUAUAUGAUUGAAGUGCAGGCAUUGCACUGCAUUAAGCACUUAAUGCCUAGAGUAUUAUAUAUGAUGCAUGCGUUUUUGAGACUUCUACGUCAUCAGCAUAUUAAAUGUGAUACAAAUUCAAGCUCAUAUAUUCAAAUUACUAAUUUAUUUAUUUAUUACAAAAUUGUCCAAAGGUCAAAUAAAUACUUGUUUCUGGGAAUUAUUUCAUAGUUCAGGCUUUACUGGGUCAACUGUUUCAGUCCAUUUUUUUUUCUACAUAGUUCCCUAUUUUCAGAUUAAUUGGGCAACUGACUUAAGCAGUUUCAUGGACAGGUGAAACCUGUUUCCUCAUUAUUAUGUGACACAUUAAACAGAUAAAAGAUCAGGAGUUGACUCAAAAUAAUGAAUUUAAAUUUGAUAGCUGUUCACUGGUGUUCUCAAUAUGAGUUUCAAAGACAUGUUAAUGAAAGUGAAGGAUGCCAUUAUUAGACUGAAAAUAAAAUUAUUUUAUCAGAGCGAGAGAGAGAGAAACAGUUCGCUCUCUGCAAAUCAAGUUAAAGGGAACCUGUUGUAGUCAUUUUCAAGACCAUAUUUUUAUUUUUUUAUUUUUCCAUCAAAGCUAUAAGGACAUCCUCGCAUUGGCAUUAAAUAGAUUCAAGAGUAGAGAGAAACUGUUGGAAACCAAAUGUUUAAAGAAGUGUCAGUUUUUAGGUUUUGCUUACACUGGCCUCAUUAUUUAAAACUUGAGACCAUGUUUAAUAGUGUAACACCAGCAGUAUAUCCAUGUGCUUAUUCUUAGUCUCACCAGGAUCCCUGGGCAAGAUAAAGACAGUAUGUUAGGCUGAACAGCUGUUUUUAUGUCACUGUCCUAAUGGCACAGCAUGGUGACCUCCUUUUAGAGGCACUCAAAAAGCCAAUGACAUCAUUGUUCCAACUGUGCUGCACUUGUCCCCUCAUCCACCAUUCACCCGCAAAAUUGUCCAUUUGGCUUCCCAGUGAGCCUUUCUGGGUAGUAAUUUUUAUCAUCAAUCAUAAUUAUCUAAAGAUAAUAAUAUUCCUCUAGAGAUGGCAUUCGAUUAUAGGAAACUGAUACUGAGUCUCACCAUUGUGGUACUUCUCUAACUUACCACAUUUUCUCUUAAUUGAAUGGUUUUGCAGAAUUGUGGCAAGACCCAAUGCUUGACAUCGCUUUGUUUAGCACUGCUGUUGUGCUUUCAUUGUAUUUUAAAAAACAAGCAAAAAAUUGAUUAUGACUCUACAAGAAAGAAAUAGAGUUGUAAAUGAAUGAAUUACAGAGGUAAUGUCACGGCGGGGUGCGCCGGUGUGAAGAAUGAGGUAGACCCAAGAGCAGACACGGUGGAGACAGAACUAGGUUUCCAAAAUAAGGCAAGCCUUUAUUGUGGCUGAAGGCAUAACAAAAACACUAGGGAACACUGAAACUGGGAAAACUAAGAAGACAGAGAACAUUGUGUCAACUAAAAAGGCUAACACACUCUGUGAAGGAACUAUGGAAAAAACUAUAAACACAGAGUAACUAAGCAGGCUAUGAAACACAGUGUCACAAUAAGGGAAACUACGAAAAUACGAGGUGAGGAUAACAGACGAUCUGACACUGACACAAAGACACACUGGGCUUAAAUACACUGAGGAAGUCAUCAAGGAAUUAGAGACAGAAGGGGAACACAGCUGGGAGGAAUAAGACCUAAUGAGACAGGGGGAACAAAGCUAGAAACACUGACAUAAGACGGGAACAUGAACCUUCAGAGUAAAACAGGAAACAAGACACCACUAAACAAACACGCAGACACGACACAGAGAGACAGACUAGACACUGAACUAAACCUGCAAUAAACAUGAGAACACAAAAACCUACAAACGAAUCCCUAAACAAGAAUAACCGAAACAUAGAGUCAUAAUCAUCAUUAUCAUCAUAAUAAGAAAAGAAUCCAAAAUGCAAAAACACACCAAAAACAUAACAACUCAAAAUACUGGGUCAAACUGACCCAGAACCGUGACAGGUAAUACGAAAAUAUUGUUUACCUUGUGAUUUCUUGGAUUAAUGUUUAUAAUGGUGAGCAAUUUUCCUAUGCUGCCUCAGCAGUUUCUGACAUAUAGUUCAUAGCAUGAAUGUGUGAUAGAUUUGCAGCAUGUUGAGGGUGUUGCCUGUCCCUCGCCCUGACAGCUGCAAUGUGCUCCAGCCCCACCAGAACUCUGAACUGGAUAAACAGAAGGUAAUGAAUGGAUGGAUGGAUCCAAAAAAUAAAAUAAAAUGUAAAAAAGCAGAAGCUGUUCCUUUUUCCUUGCAACCUAACAAGUAACAAAGUAACAUAGCGAUGAAACAUGGACAGCGGGGUCCUUGCUUUACACUAAAAAUCUCCCUUCCCAGAGGUUAGCAUGCACUAUAUACCUUCAUAUAUGCACCACUGGCCUGCUGCAUCGCUGGCUGUUGUCUUACUCUGACAGAGCCUGCAAGGGGUCUUGUCUGAAACAGCUAUGGUCAAGGACAAUGUGUCUGGCGCUAGCUUUGUUAUGGGAGUUGUGGCGACUCUGUUAUCAUUCUGGGUCCAUUAAUUCCAAUUCAUUUUAGCAGCGUGAUAACUAGCAGCGUCUGCUUGUCUGUGCUCUCACAAGUCAAUGUACUGUGUUUCCAGAUAAACAUAAAGUCUGUUGUUGCCGGUUCUUCUUUUCCUGUGUGUUCUCGUGAGAGCGUGAGAGUACAGUAACUUUAGCCAAACCACCACGUUUCAUGCUAUGAGGGUAAAUGUGAUGAAAUAUAGCGAUGAGAAGAGAUACAAGAAAUUUAUUGUAGAUGCAGAAAAUUAAAUUCUUUUUCAAGGAUUUAAGAAGUCACAGCUUUAUCUCAGUGUAGGAGAAGCUCCCAGGUUGUGUCACGCAGAGAACUAUACCUAAAACUACCAUUUUAAAAAGUAUUUUAUCAGUUUUACCCCUUAGCUGUAAAAGGCUGAUGGCAUAAUGUCAUCGCCCCUCCAGGUAGGCAGGCAGGGUCUCAAGGUCAGAGGUUUUUUUUUAAUGAAACAUAAACUGUAUUUAAUCAUGAAUCCACACAUUACCUUGAAGUUGACCAGAUAUCCAACAACAACACAUCAGUAUGUGUGUGACUUUUAUCAGAUAAUGAAUUCCAGCAUCCUGGAGGUUUGCAACUGUUUCCUCCUUUCAGAUGAAUGCACAAAUCAUAGUGGGUGUAAUUUGUGAAAUGAAAAGUCUAAUAGAGUCUAGUUAUGUACUCACUGGCCACUUUUUUUAGGCACACCUUGCUAGUAGUGGGUUGGAGGCUUUGGCCUUCAAAACUGCCUGAAUUACUCAUGGCACAGAUGCCAGAAACAUUCCUCAAAAUUUAAUAUUUUGACUUAAUAGCAUUAGAAAGCUGCAGAUUAGUCGACUUCACAUCUAGCCUUUUAGAUUGAGAUCUUGUCACAUUUGAGUACAGUGAACUUAUCACGUUCAAGAAUUGUGAUCACUGUGGUCAUAAAGGGAUGGACACGAUCAGCAAAAUACUCAGUUGGGUUUGAUGAAAUGAGUUUCAAUGAUCCUUAUCUUGCCCAAAGUUAAGAAAUGUAUCCCAUGCCAUUACAGCAGUCUGAACUACUGACACUUUGCCAUUUGAUGUGCUCUUCUGCUGCUGGCGCCCCUCUGCCUUAUAGUUUAACAUUGUUGUGCAUUCAGAGAUGCUGUUCUGCAUACUUGUUUUAUAACCAGUGAUUCUUUGAGUUACUGUUGCUUUCCUGUCUGCUUGAAGCAGUCUGCCACUCUCCUCUAAUCUUGGAUAUCAUCAAGGCACUUUCUCCUGGAGAACUGCUGCCCACUGGGCAUUUUUGUAUCGGACCACUCUUUCUAAACUUUAGCUGUGGUUUUUUGUAAAAGCCCAGUAGAUCAGCAGUUUUUUAACUACUCAUAGCAGCCAGUCUCACACCAAUAACAAUGUGACAUUCAGAGUCAUUUAAAUCGCCUUUCUUCUUCAUUCUGAAAUAUUUUUAUUGACAAACAACUGAAUAGGUGUUUCUAAUAUAGUACCAUUUACAUGUAGUAUAAUUUAUCACAAAAAAUAGUCCGUUUAAAUGUAUAGUUUUGCUAAAUUUGACUUUGGUGCACAGUUCUUAGCAAUGGAAAACACUAAAACAGAGGUUAUAACAUUGUUAUUAUUGAACGGAUGCUCAUCCAUUCCAUAAAGUCACCAGGCAGGUUAUAAAUGUUAUUCACAGAUUUUAACAGUUUUCAACAUUUUAAAAUGAGAAAACAACUAAUUUGAGAUCUGAUGUACUUUUAUGGAUCUACAUUAACCUAGUUUUUAUGAGCUUGUUUUUGUAGUUUUGUGGUUUUGAUAGCUACUCAUUUCCAAAUUCCUUGUCUCAGAAGGAAACUGAACAUUGAUAAUUAGCAAGAAUAUAUUCAUGCUUGUGAAUGUUCUCUAUAAAAAAAAGUGGAUCAGAGACUAAAAAUAGCAGUGUAGUGUCUGGCUACAAAGUAAGAAUGAAAAAAUAUGAUACAUGUGCUUUCUGGGAAAUUCUUCAGCUUCUUGUUUUGGUUUUACAUUAUCGCUAGGCUAAAAUUGCUCUUUUUAAAAAUAAAUAUUUAACGUUUCUUUGGCCUUGGACUGUAUAUUUUAACUGUGUUCACCAUGAGAAACAUUUUACUUUGAGAAACUCCCUUUCCAAAAGGAAAGAAAAGGAAAGAGAUUUUACAUCCCCAAGGACAGAGGAGGAGUUUGUGCUGUGGUGAGGAAACAACAUUUGGUUUCUAACACUUGCAAUUUGAUGAAUCACACUGUUAGCACUGGAAAGGCACAGAAAAGAAAUAUAUAUAAACUAUUUUUAAUACUAUCAUAUUAUAUCCAACUAUAAUUUAUACAUUAGCCUUACUUUCAAUUACUAUGCAUGGAUAUUUCUUUUCAUAGUUAAUUGUGCAGGUAAGGCAGAAGCAUGAAUUUCCAUGCAAGAAGAGUCACGUUGCCUGCCAUCACACCUCUUUGUCUGCAGAAGCGGGUAGGAAUCUUAUAUGGAUUUGUUUUUGUAUUGUCUCCCUCUGUGUUAGCGAAGGGCUGCUUUUUGUUUCUGUUUAGUUUUCUAAAUUUAAGCUGUUUUUCCAGAUGGUGCUGGAUUAGAUCCGGUCUCCCGUGACCACUAUGUAAAGGCUUACAAUGUUUAAAACUUCUCAAAGAUUUAAUCUUCAUAAAUGUUCUGCUCACAUAUGGUGUUCACAGUGCUUCGGCUGUGCUAUUGUUACUUAUUUAAAUUGAGAUAUUUGCAGUAUUUUGUUAAAAAAAAAAAUUGUACCAUAAAACACAUUCUUGCUAUUAAUUAUACAUCAAUACUACAGUAGCCUUUUGAAGAUGUUAAGAUGUAUUAAAAGCAGAAAGUAGCCCGCACUUUCAUAUCACAAAUGGAAUCUGGUGAAGUGUCACUUUUCUUUAAUAUGGAAUAUCAGUGCUGAACAAGGGAAAGCAGGGAUGUUCAUACUUUAAUUUAGACAUCAGUACAAAGUGUUUCAGUAUCUUAUAGGAUGUAUCUAAUUAAAAUGUAGACUGUUCACAAGCAAAACCACAAUUACAUAUUUUUAAGUUUAAUGUGAAAUACCUGAGCCCAGUCCUCUAGCAGCCACUGUAAUUUACAAAGUAGCAACUACAGCUUCCCAGCAGGCUUAUCAGUGUUGGCUGAUAACAUUUGGCUAGUGUUCUAAUUCAUCUCCUUAUUGUUGCACACUGACUCCACUGGUCUAAAAAAUACUUUCCAAAUGAUCUAAUUCCUUCUAGGUCUCGGGACAAUAGUAACGUUUUGGAUAUGUAAUCUUAUAAGUGAUGAUCCAGUUGUAAACAGGUUUACCUACCAGAAAGGAGGUUUUAUAAUAAUUUAAAACUCUUUAUUUUCAAGUUUUAUUUUAGUGGAUAGCUAAGAGAACUAUUCUCUGUCGUUUUCUUAUAUAGACGAGGCUGGAGGCCAACUUUUUACCACCACUCAGUGAUAUAGCUGCAGCUGUGGGAGUGCACUUCAAGGUUUAACCAGAGAAGGCUAAUUGGUAAAAUGGAUCACUCUGUCCUGUCCUUGAGAUAAGAAGGUCUAAUAGAGAAGUUUAUGUUCAAUAAGACUAUAUUUAGUGCUGCAUACCCAGUAUCUGGACUUAGUCUUCCUGUUCCAGACUCUUUUUUUUCUUUUUUACUUUUCAUCACAGACCUUUAUGACACAGCACGAUGUGUUCUCACCCUUGUGAUACAACUCUUGAAAUCAACAGCCUUGUUGCCAUCAUAGUUUGAUAAAUGCAGCUUAUAUUGGGAAAUUGUGCCAGUGUAUCCUCAACAGUAAUUUGAUGGAUCAGUAGUGGCUCACCACCUAUUCAUAUGUGUAAGUAAGUAUACAUAUACGUGUAUAAAUAGUAAGGUUGCCUUAAUUUGGACUUACUAUGCAGAUUUUUUAAGUGAAUUGAAAAUUUUACUAUUCCAACUUGAAAAGAAAAUAGCUGUCUCAGUGCACCACAUGCACUGAUCAGACAGACUACUGGUAGUUGAAGUUAGUAGCAAUGACCAUUAUUACCGUUAUUCAUAUUUAUGUGGAUUUAACUUUUAUAAAUCAGAACUAUAUAUAGGGAAACCACGAUAGCAGUUUUUGUGUGGCAGCAUCAGUUUUUUAGCUUUAAUUCAUUCAGAUAAAUAUAAGAUCAAACUCAAAGUCUUCACACAUGUAAAUGCAAUUCUGAGAAUAUUUUGAUCGCUGCACUUUUCAUAGCAUCACUUUAACUGGCAUCUCCUCUCCUUAUAACUGUACCCAUAACUUUUGCUAUACUGAGUAAAUUGAUACUUUUAGUUAGGCAGUCGUGGCACUUUCUUAUUUUCCAUAGGAGAAAAAUAUUCUCCAGGUAAUUUUCUCUGUUUUUGCACACUGUAACACAUAAGUUGUACUUGAUUGGCAUGACAGACAUGAAGGAAAACAUAAAUGUCUUCCAGAUGAAAACAUGUGGGCUUUUGCAUCAAGGUUACCUGCUCAUGGCUGCAACUCUGUGUUUACUGAUAAAGGCAUCAAUGGCUCCUGCAGCAGGGUGUGUGGCCUUGUCUUUUAUUGGAAACACUUUACUAAUGAUUAACGAUACUGCCAAAUCAUGCAACAUAAUUAGUUUAUAGUAGUCAAACUAAAUGCACGAGUUAUUAUUUAAUGAAUUAUUUUCUGUUUUAAAUUAAAAAAAAAAACCCACUGUUUUUUGUGUCUCAUGGAUGAGAUAAAAUUACCCUUUUGAAGGGUAUAUUUACUCAUUGUAUAUACUGCAUCUUGUCGUCCAACCUAAACUGUUCAUGAAAGCAACUUUCUGCUGAGUAAUGCAAACAUAAAGCACAUCUGCAAUGCUAAUGGCCCACAAAGACUCCUUCGCCUCUGACAGACCCUACCCUGUUCUCGGUGAAAUCUGAUACCCAGAUGAUUUGAUUUGGCCAAUUUUCAGAAAGCCACAUCCUUGAAGCAACUCAGCUAAAACCCCUGAUACAGUCACCUCCAGCAGUGCAGUAAAUGCACAUCUUAUUAAAAUCAGUGAACUAUAUAUAUAUAUGAACUACAAUGAACAAAUCAAUUUGUUCAUUGUAAAUGCGUAUGAUUUUGCACUUUAUUAUCAAUUCUUCUCUUUUCCUUUUAUUCAGGUCAAAACCAUUUUAGAAGACAAACCUGUAGUGCUAAUAUGCAGCAAUGACUACAUUAAACAAUGAGUGAUGAAAUAAACCAUUCUUAAAAGAUAGUUCUCUUAUACUCACUUCGUGACCUGAUUGAUUACAAAGUGGUUUACACUAAGAGGUGAUAUCAUAGGUGGAGGGCCCAUUUGCUGAACCUCAGCCCUGUUGAAAAGCUCUGACCUAUCUCUACAGAAAAGGUGUCAGGCUUUUCCUGUCCAGGUUUAAGCUACCAAUUGACCUCACUCAGAGAAAAGAGACAGCCAUUUGGUCUUUGCUCCUACACUUUCCAUACCUGCCUCUGACAGCUUUAGACUGACUUGAACCAGCACCUUUGUAAUUGCUCUUGGGCUCACACAGGGCAUUAUGUAGGAGAGCUGCUUGCCUUGGGUGUGUGCAUGUCAAUUCUAAGGGGGUUGGAGCCAUGUGACUCUCUCUCUCCACCCUCUAGUAAAUAAGCAGAUUGAUCUCUGGCUUCCUGACUCUUAGUGGUGAGAAAAGGAGGCAGGUGAUUUGGUAUCGAGCACCAGUGAUACACACAUGUGGAUUCAGAAAAGAAAUCUGCUGAGAGGGAGUUUUAUCUAAUUGCCUAAUUUCAGCUUCACUGUGGCACAGAGCAAGAUAAGGAGAGAGCGGGAGAAAGGCUGCUUGUGACAGCUGACACUUGCUGCGCUGUCUGAUGAGAGUGUUUAUAUUUCUCACAAAAGCUCUCAUUUGCGAUGCUUUGUACUCAGCCAUGUUUUGGCUACAGAACUAGCCCAAACUCAAUACUAUGCUUGGCUCCAAACAAGCGGGUAAUUAAAGUUUAUAGUGAAGAUAAUACCAGCAAAGCUGUAGAAGUUCCUUCUGAUGUAACUGCCCAGGAUGUAUGUCAGCUGUUUGUCUUGAAGAAUCACUGCAUUGAUGACCACGCCUGGACACUUUUUGAACACCUCUCCCAUCUAGGAAUAGAAAGAGCUCUGGAAGACCAUGAGUACGUUAUGGAAGUACUUUCAAGCUGGGCGAUGGACACAGACAGCCGGUUGUAUUUUAGGAAGAAUUAUGCUAAAUAUGAAUUCUUUAGGAAACCACUGGACUUUUUCCCAGAUCACAUGGUUUCCAUAUCGAGUGAAACCAAUGGGAUGGUGGAUCACUGUGACCUUAUACAGACCUUUCUGAAUUCCAGCACUUGUCCUGAGAUCCAUGGAUACCUUCACGCCAAAGAGCAAAGCAGGAAGUCUUGGAAGAAGUCUUAUUUUGUUUUGCGGCGGUCAGGGCUUUAUUUCUCCAAUAAGGGGACUUCCAAGGAACCAAGACAUCUCCAGUUCUUUGCUGACUUCAGUGACAGUGAUGUCUACACUGUUUUGGCAGCCAAAAAACUACACGGGGCACCUACAGAAUUUGGCUUCUGUGUGAAGUCCACAAAAUGCAGUUCUGCCCGGGACUUGAAGCUGCUUUGUGCAGAUGACGAGCAGACCAGGACCUGCUGGAUUACAGCCAUGCGCUUGUUAAAGUUUGGGAUGCAACUUUACCAAAAUUUCAUUCAGCCACACCAGAAGCAAAAAGCCUCACCAAUGAGAAGCAUAUCAGAGAACUCUCUGGUGGCUAUGGACUUUUCUGGCCAAAAGAGUCGGGUGAUCGAGAACCCAUCCGAGGUGCUCUCAGUAGCUGUAGAGGAAGGCUUGUCGUGGAGGAGGAAAAGCUGCCACCGCUUGAGUGGUCAUGGGAGCCCUUCCACAGCCCAGAGCUCUGUGCUAAACAUAGCUAUCCACGUGGCUCAGCCGUGGUUUCAUGGCAAACUGUCUCGUGAAGAGUCUCACCGUCUAAUUGCUCAACAGGGUCUUAUUGAUGGAGUGUUUCUUCUGAGGGACAGCCAGAGCAACCCUAAGACAUUUGUACUUUCGCUGUGCUAUAUGCAAAAAAUUAAACAUUUUCAAAUAUUACCAGUGGACGAUGAAGGAGAGUUGUUUUACAGUCUUGAUGAUGGUCAAACACGGUUCACUGACUUGAUCCAGUUGGUGGAUUUUUACCAGCUAAACCGUGGGGUGCUUCCAUGCAAACUCAGACAUCACUGUGCUCGGAUAACCCUGUGAACAAGAGACCCAAAAGACAGCUGAGGUCCCACAUGCACCUUAAUUCCUGGUUCUUCUGGAGAAACACAAUGGUGUUUUUGUGCCUUGGAAAAAAAAAAAGAAGAUAAAUAGUUGUUUUCAUAAUGUGGUACAUGACUCAACCUUAUUUUUUCUUAUUCAGAAAAAGGUGAAUUUCACAAUAAAAUAAAUAACUACUGGUGCUGAAGAUCAUGUGGAUUACAUUUUGGCCCGUUAAUGUAUUGGUGUAAGUAUGUGGUGGUAGUAGUUGAGAUACAGCAGCAGGAAUUUGAGUGUUCAUUGAAAAUAAUCCAGCAGAACGUGUGCUGCAGUAUGUAUAGAGCAAAAGUGCUGUAAAUAUGUGACAUUUACGGUCUGUUAAAAGUAAAUGAUGACCGAAUCCCUACAAGGACAUGCUUGUGGAAACCUGUAGUAUGGCUCUACACUGUCAAGUCUGGGAACAACUAAGCUAUUGUUAUACUAAGCUAUUUUUUUUGCUAGGUAUUCGUAUUUUUUAAGAAAGUUACUCAUUUUUUUUGUUUGUUUCUUUUUUUAAUUUGAAGUGAUAAAAUUACCUCUGAGCAAGUUUCACUGCGCAUGCCUUACAAGGGAUUGGCAAAGAGCUGUAAUGCCCCGGUGAAGAGGUUCCAACCUCACUGACUUUGCAUUGUGCACUGCAUAAACUAUAUAGAUACAGUUAUGAUUAAGUGAACCGUUUGUAUCCAUGGAAUCAGUGAAAAAGUUCCCCUGAAGUAAGAGCAAUGAAAUAAAUGCUAAAGAUUUUUUUUCUUUACAUGUAAUCAGAAAUGACUGAUAUUUGAAUUCACUGUAAAUUGAAAUUUAGGUUUUGUAAUUUCCCGAGAUUCAGGCAGACAAUUUGCAAUACCUGGGCUGAUUGUAUUUUUUGACGUUAUAGCCACAUCUGUGGAUAUACGGUGUCAGAUACUUUUUUUUUUUUUAAAAUGAUGUUAGUCCUUCUAACAUUGACAUUCAGCUUCAUACAAUCUUUUUUUUUGUAACAGCAACAAUGUAAGAACAAGGUAUUUUAAAUCACAGUAGCUGGACAACAGUGCAUUGAAAUGCAGUUUUGUAAAUAAACUCAUAUAAACCUGUCUGUUGUAAGGUGUGAUUUUUGUAUGAUUGUUUUGGUUGUUUUAACAACAGGCUGCAAGGCAAACACAUGGCUUGUUAAACCACCAU
This is a messenger RNA of Haplochromis burtoni (Burton's mouthbrooder), 11132 nucleotides long. RefSeq names its product growth factor receptor-bound protein 14 (gene grb14). Gene Ontology annotation, cellular component: plasma membrane; cytoplasm. The coding region runs from base 8583 to 9935 and encodes 450 amino acids. NCBI's taxonomy places the organism in Eukaryota, Metazoa, Chordata, Actinopteri, Cichliformes, Cichlidae. Gene Ontology annotation, biological process: negative regulation of insulin receptor signaling pathway; insulin receptor signaling pathway. The record is from RefSeq and is a predicted model, not a curated record. The transcript has 13 exons.